Messenger RNA from Aspergillus oryzae RIB40, 525 nucleotides. RefSeq lists its product as uncharacterized. Lineage: Eukaryota; Fungi; Ascomycota; Eurotiomycetes; Eurotiales; Aspergillaceae. The coding region runs from base 1 to 525 and encodes 174 amino acids. The transcript is spliced from 3 exons. The record is from RefSeq and is a predicted model, not a curated record.
AUGUACAUUGUAUGGUGUGUAUCCACGAACAAGAAUCCGCUAAGCAAGCGAAAUGUCUCCAUCCCGGAGGUAGUUCCGGCAACCGGUUGGACUUAUAUCAACGAAUACACAUCGGCCAAGCCUUACGACAAGACGAUCUACCAUCCGUCCGGCCAACGGCAAAUCUCCGAUUUGGGUGCCGCUGCUGUUCACCGAACUUCGGUCUUUUCAGGGUACAGAGACUGCCCCGGACGCCGUAAGGUUCUCGGUGUUAUCAAGGUUUCCGCGACUGAAUUGGAUAUCUUGUCCGAGUCCGGCUUACUUUAUGUUUUGCAAGAUGGGGUUCGCAACUGCCGAGUACCUUGUCUCAGUUCGAAACACAGUCAAACCAUGGCAGCAACCAACGCAGCCCAGGGAGUCUUUCAACUGUACUGUUGGGCAGGGCUUAACCCUACAUCAGGAACGGCUGUUGCAAUUGACAAGAUAACAUCCUCUCUUGGCAAGGGGAUCGUCCCGUACCCGAUUUGGUCUUUGCCUGUGCCUUGA